GCGGCUCCGGCUUCCGUUCUUGAGAACGCCCGUCGAACACUCGGGCGGCGGGCGGAGCUUUCGAUUCGGAAGCGAUCGUCCGAUUUCUGCGUCCCGAAUCGAAGGCGGCGAGUUGCAGCGUCGGAGGAUUCGGUGGCCUCAAUUGGAGCUCUGUCGUCGUGGGAGUCGGAAAUCGGCAAUUGCUGAAUCGGAGCAUGUUCAUGAAGCUGGCGCUGUGGAGGGCACCACCGGCUUCUACGUGUUUGGAAGCAGAUGUACGGGCAGUGAUUGUCUCUGCGAGCAAAGAGUCAAUUCGAUCGCUUGAUUUGAGGAAUGCGGUCGUCCGUAGGAACAAGGCGGAGACCCACCGAUGACGAUGACUUUAAGAAGGAAUUGCGAGGAAAGGGGACGAGGACGAUUGUGAAAGUCGUGCUUCUCGCAUUCUCCGUGCUGAUUGUUCUCGAGGUUUCGGCAGCUGCAUUGAAUAGGUUAGAGAUUAUGGGCAGUCUCGGUGGAUAUGAAGAAGCUGGGAGUGUAGGUUUCAAUGGUGGUAGAAAGAGAGCUGCAUUGUACGAUCGGAUGGGAGCCGAUUUGGACACAAAGGGUGCAGCAUUUCUGGAUGGAGGCGAAACAUCGCAGUCGCUGAACCUCGCAGAUUUGUUUACCGUAGAGGACGGCAUAGUCAUCCCUGUGCAGAAGCCCGCGAACCCGCCAGUACGAGCCACCGUUCUCCACCUCAAUGGACACUAUGCCUUGCAGAUUUCGGAGGCAGCGAAGAAAAUAUUGAACCCUCAUUUUGCCGGAGCAAUUUGGUACCAGGAUGUCUCUUUUUACCACUUCAGCCUUUUUCAUGCAUCGCAUCAUUUGGAGGCUGUACCUGCGACCGAGAAAGAGAUGCAAGCAGAGGAAGAAGCUGUGAAGCAAGUGGCUGCCAGAAGCUGCCCUCUUGAGAUAGUUCUUGAUAGGGUUUUGUUGACGCCAACUGGAGUGUUGUUAGGAUGUUGGCAGGUGCUGAAUGGCACAGAUCCUGCAAUCAUCCGAAAAGAAUUGAGGCACGCCCUGGUACACGCACCAAACAAACAACUCUACGAUCCAGUGAUACUGCACACGUCAAUAGCUCGGAUUCUGGGUCCCCCUAAGUCCUCGCCAUCCCACGGUGGGAGUAGUACAAAAGGAGAAGCAUUGUUUUUCAUGAAAUCACUCAUUCGACAAAUCAAUGAAAAGCUGUCUGGCUUUCAGGCAAAGAUCGAAGACUUGUGGUACGUUGAGGAACUUGAUCUUCUUGCCUUGGCGUUGAAAGGGAGACUUGUAGUUCACAAGUAUCCUUUGGGAUGUCCAUCUUCCGGGGACUGAGCUCUUGAAUUGUACGGGGGACAUUGGCAUCAAUCUGAACGACCUUACGCCACUCUGCAGUAAGACUUAAGUAUCAGAUUACUGUUACGGAUCCGAUUUGAAGAUGAAGUAGGUAAUAGAGAUUGGUCUUGAGGCCGGCAUACUCAAACUGGUUCACUUCGGUAUAGAAGAAGGUCAUUUAUAUUCUUGAAGUGGUGGCAAAUUUCAAAACCAUCACAGUUUGUAAAUAGCUCCCACGGGAGUUCUACGAGAAACUUCAAUUGCUGCGAUCCUGAAAUUUGAAGGCUUUCCUGUUGCGAAAACCAUCAAACUCCCGGAUAUUUGUUGUCAGAGACAUCUGUUUGCU
Molecule: messenger RNA, 1678 nt
Organism: Marchantia polymorpha subsp. ruderalis
Lineage: Eukaryota; Viridiplantae; Streptophyta; Marchantiopsida; Marchantiales; Marchantiaceae
Source: the annotation of a GenBank genome assembly